Molecule: messenger RNA, 2405 nt
Organism: Rhinopithecus roxellana (golden snub-nosed monkey)
Lineage: Eukaryota; Metazoa; Chordata; Mammalia; Primates; Cercopithecidae
Gene: EVL
Product: Enah/Vasp-like
Exons: 15
Coding region: 596-1906 (436 amino acids)
Biological process (GO): positive regulation of actin filament polymerization; actin polymerization or depolymerization; protein homotetramerization
Cellular component (GO): cytoskeleton
Molecular function (GO): actin binding; profilin binding; SH3 domain binding
Source: RefSeq, a predicted model, not a curated record
GGCCCCGCGCCUUUUGUGUCGGGCUUUGACCGCCGCGCGCGCUCAUUCACCUCAGCGGCCGCGGGCGGUGGGGCGCACGCGCGCGCAGUCGCCUCGGCGGGCGGUGGGGCACACAGCAACGCGCGUAUCCUAGCUCUCGGCUGCUGGGCUGAGACUAGCCCGCACGCCCGCCCGCCUCUCCCUCGAGGACUCGGAGCCGCCUGCGCGCUCGCCAGGGGCCGCCGCCCCGAGUCUCAGGCGGACGCGCACGCGCUCCCGCCGCCCGGACCCCAGCCGGCUCGCCCCCUCCCACUCCCCCUUCCCCGGCGGCGGCCCCCAGGCACGCGCCCGCGCACACGCCGGCCCGGGCACGCGCCCGCCAAGAUGGCAGGGGCCGGGGCCCAGCUGUCAGUCGCCGCCGCCGCGGCCCUUCCCCGCAGCUAGCGGCCCCGACGCCCGCCAGGAGAAGAUGAGCCCCCGCUGCCCCCCGCAGCCCAGUCAGACGCGGAGCCGCCGCGCCCGGGGCCGGCUCCCCCGCUAGCGCCCGCGCCUAGCGCCCCGCCGCCGCCGCCGCCGGGUCGCCCCUGGUCCGGCGCGCCCGUCCCCGGCAGCGACAAUGAGUGAACAGAGUAUCUGCCAAGCCCGGGCUUCCGUGAUGGUCUACGAUGACACCAGUAAGAAAUGGGUACCAAUCAAACCUGGCCAGCAGGGAUUCAGCCGGAUCAACAUCUACCACAACACUGCCAGCAACACCUUCAGAGUCGUUGGAGUCAAGCUGCAGGAUCAGCAGGUUGUGAUCAAUUAUUCAAUCGUGAAAGGGCUGAAGUACAAUCAGGCCACGCCAACCUUCCACCAGUGGCGAGAUGCCCGCCAGGUCUACGGCUUAAACUUUGCAAGUAAAGAAGAGGCAACCACAUUCUCCAAUGCAAUGCUGUUUGCCCUGAACAUCAUGAAUUCCCAAGAAGGAGGUUUUUGUUUUCACUCAGGUCAGUUCACCAUGACUUCUUCACCUGAACCUUUCCCCCAGGGCCCCUCCAGCCAGCGUCAGGUGCAGAAUGGCCCCUCUCCUGAUGAGAUGGACAUCCAGAGAAGACAAGUGAUGGAGCAGCACCAGCAGCAGCGUCAGGAAUCUCUAGAAAGAAGAACCUCGGCCACAGGACCCAUCCUCCCACCAGGGCAUCCCUCAUCUGCAGCCAGCGCCCCCAUCUCAUGUAGUGGGCCUCCACCGCCACCCCCACCCCCAGUCCCACCUCCACCCACAGGGGCUACCCCACCUCCCCCACCCCCACUGCCAGCUGGAGGAGCCCAGGGGUCCAGCCACGACGAGAGCUCCAUGUCAGGACUGGCCGCUGCCAUAGCUGGGGCCAAGCUGAGAAGAGUCCAACGGCCAGAAGAUGCAUCUGGAGGCUCCAGUCCCAGUGGGACCUCAAAGUCCGAUGCCAACCGGGCAAGCAGUGGGGGUGGCGGAGGAGGCCUCAUGGAGGAAAUGAACAAACUGCUGGCCAAGAGGAGAAAAGCAGCUUCCCAGUCAGACAAGCCAGCUGAGAAGAAGGAAGAUGAAAGCCAAAUGGAAGAUCCUAGUACCUCCCCCUCUCCGGGGACCCGAGGAGCCAGCCAGCCACCUAACUCCUCAGAGGCUGGCCGGAAGCCCUGGGAGCGGAGCAACUCGGUGGAGAAACCUGUGUCCUCGAUUCUGGCCAGAACCCCGUCUGUGGCAAAGAGUCCCGAAGCUAAGAGCCCCCUUCAGUCGCAGCCUCACUCUAGGAUGAAGCCUGCUGGGAGCGUGAAUGACAUGGCCCUGGAUGCCUUCGACUUGGACCGGAUGAAGCAGGAGAUCCUAGAGGAGGUGGUCAGAGAGCUCCACAAGGUGAAGGAAGAGAUCAUUGACGCCAUCAGGCAGGAGCUGAGCGGGAUCAGCACCACGUAAGGGGCCUGCCUCGCAGCGCUGAGACGUCGAGUCCAUCCGGCGACAGAGUACAGCCAGGAGCCCAGCCAGCCCCAGACUCCAGUGCACCGGAGCACGCACAGGAGCCUGGGCGCGCUGCCGUGAAACGUCCUGACCUGUGACCACACGUUACAGUGAGGAAACCAAGUGCAACUCCUGGGUUUUUUAGAUUCUACCUGACACAGAACACCAGGUCUGCUCAUCUUUUUUGUGUUUUAUAUUUGCUUAUUUAAGGUACAUUUCUUUGGGUUUCUAGAGAGAUGCCCCUAAGUCACCUGCUUCAUUAGACGGUUUCCAGGUUUUCUCCCAGGUGGCGCUGUUAGCACCUCAGCUGGCAGUGACCGCCGGCCCGGCGUGGCACCACUGCACACCGCAGAGCUGUCCAGGCGCAGCUCUGUCCCCAGCGCUCAUGGUGUUGAAACUGUCUGUCAUGCACCACGGUGUCUGUGUCCACACAGUAAUAAACAGUUUACUGUCCGCA